AUGUCAGCCGUAUGGUGGGCCUCACCGGCGGCCCUCAGCCUUCUGGUGCUGGUGUUACAGAACAGCAUCUUGGUCGUCAUGACGCGCUAUUCCCGUGUUAGUGUGCCGCCCGAGAAACGCUACCACGCCUCCACACUUGUACUGAACCAGGAAAUUCUAAAGAUGUUUUUUUGCCUUGUAAUCUUUGUAGUGGAGAACCAUUUUUGUAAUAGGGUUCCCCUUCUUGAUGCCCGGGGAGCUUCGACUGUUACUCCUGGCGUACUAACCCUGCUGCGGCGUGCGAUUUUCCAGGGGGAAACCCUUAAGCUGUCGGUGCCUGCGGCUCUCUUUACGAUGCAGAACUAUCUCAUUUUUUUCGGCCUCUCGAACCUCGAUGCAGUCUCUUUUCAGGUCUGGUCGCAGACCAAGUUGGUGUCGGCAGCCGUCUUCUCUGUAAUACUUCUGAAGCGUCGCCUCAGAGUAAUGCAGUGGGUGUCGUUGUUUCUGCUCACCUUUGGUGUUCUCCUCACCCAGCUACAGGAAACUUCCGCGGAGAAGCGGUUGCCCACGGAGGGGCGGACGCAGCGCCCCCUGCUUGGGGUUGCCUCCUGCGUGCUAUCCGGUCUGUCCUCCAGCUACGCCGGUGUAUACUUUGAGAAGGUCGUCAAAACCACGCCGCCUUCACUAGCAGUGCGGAAUAUACACCUCUCAGUAUUUGGGAUUCCUUUCGCGGUGCUCUCCAUGUUUGUUCUGGAUAUCCUUCCUUCGUGGAAAACGAAAAAGGGACAAGAGUUUUAUUUCUGGCGCGGCUACAAUCAGUGGCUCACCAUCGGCCUUGUCUUUAUUCACGCGUUUGGUGGGCUGCUGGUGGCCAUCGUGGUGAAGUACGCGGACAACAUCGUCAAGGGCUUUGCAACGGGGGUAGCGGUGGCGGUGAGCGGCGUCAUGUCGUUUGUCAUCUGGGGGCUGGUGCCGUCCAAUAUGUUCGUUUGGGGCUGCUGCCUUAUCACUGUCGCAACCGUCAUCUAUCACCGUCAUGAAGAGCGGGUGCCCACCGAAUGA
Messenger RNA from Trypanosoma conorhini, 1041 nucleotides. RefSeq names its product UDP-galactose transporter. Gene Ontology annotation, molecular function: UDP-galactose transmembrane transporter activity. The record is from RefSeq and is a predicted model, not a curated record. The transcript has a single exon. Gene Ontology annotation, cellular component: Golgi membrane. NCBI's taxonomy places the organism in Eukaryota, Euglenozoa, Kinetoplastea, Trypanosomatida, Trypanosomatidae. Gene Ontology annotation, biological process: pyrimidine nucleotide-sugar transmembrane transport. The coding region runs from base 1 to 1041 and encodes 346 amino acids.